GCGGUGUUACGUAGCGUGAGGCGUGUGUGUGACAUUUACUGCAAGGAGCUAGUUAAAGAACAGCCAUCUGGACGAAGAUGCUGAUGUGCGGAAGGAAAUAGAUCAUACUUUGUCUUGCAGUCGCCGAGCUGACAUUUUGUCCAGACUUAGUUUUUGUGCUCGUGCUGUGGGAGAGAGUUCAUGUCCAAUGUGUUUUUAGGUAAAACUUCCUGUCUUGCUAAACACGUUUUGUAGUAAAGUGUCUCUUACUAACUUGUGUCGCUGUGUUGUAACGUUAGAAGUUCGGGGGGAGGUUUAGUUCGUUCCGAGAUGCUCAUAGUAACAGCAUAAGUCCAGUUAUUUCGCUUUUUGUGUUGCUUUUCGUUAGCUCUGAACUGCACUUGGCUAGCUUCUUUUUGCACACAAGGUUAAAUUUAGCUUUAGCCCGAUAGCUCCUGACUCCUCUCUUCCUGCUGCAGCUUCCUCACUUUCUUAUGCUGACUUGUCAGAACAGGUGUGCUGAACGUGGGCCGGGUGUGAUGUGGGAUAGAUAGGACGUACUGUCUGUUACUUGGUCACAGUGUUCGUGGAGUUAGUCCAGCGCUCUGCUUCAGGGGUUUUAGUUAUUGAGUGGGGUCAGAGGUGCGAUCAUGCUGCUCUCCUUGGUUGUACAUACAUACUCGCUGCGGUACUGGUUUCCAGCCACGAUCAUGCUGGGCACAGCGCCAGCGUAUCUUCUGUCAUGGGGGGCUUGGCGCCUGCUUUCAACAGUUUUGCCUGCAAAACUGUAUCACAAGUUGGAUGACCGACUGUACAACAUCUACCAGAGUAUGGUCCUCUUCUUCUUUGAGAACUACACAGGAGUUGAGAUCAUUAUUUAUGGAGAUAUACCAAAGAACAAAGAGAAUGUUGUCUACCUGUCUAAUCAUCAGUGCACAGUCGACUGGAUCAUUGCUGACAUGUUGGCCACCAGACAGAGUGCACUCGGUCACGUCAGGUACGUCCUUAAGGAUGGACUUAAGUGGCUGCCGCUUUACGGAUGGUAUUUCUCUCAGCAUGGAGGAAUCUACGUGAAGCGAAGUGCAAAGUUUAAUGAAAGGGCAAUGAGGAAGAAGCUCACCAGUCAAACUGUCUGUGGAGCACCAAUGUACCUCGUCAUCUUCCCUGAAGGAACUCGUUAUAAUCCGGAGCUCAAGAAUGUUAUUGAUUCCAGCCAGGCUUUUGCUGCAAAAGAAGGACUGGCUGUUCUCAAGCACACACUCACACCCAGGAUGAAAGCAACUCACAUAGCCAUCGAAUCCAUGCAAGGCCACCUGGAUGCUGUGUAUGACAUCACAGUGGCCUAUGAGGGAACGUUAGACGCCUCAGGCCAAAGAAGACCGGCGCCAUCAAUGCCAGAAUUCCUGUGCAAAGAAUGUCCCCGUGUCCACAUACACUUCAGCCGUGUGGAUAUAAAGGAAAUUCCUACCGAGUCUGUGUUUUUCCGCAGGUGGUUGCAUGAGCGGUUUGAAAUCAAGGACCGGCUGCUGACCGAGUUCUACGAGUCAGAGGUUGCAGACAAAAAACACAGGUUCCCUGGGGAAGGCAAAGUCUCUCCGCUGAGCCUCUCGAAAACCCUCCCGUCCGUGAUUGUCCUGGGGGGGCUGAUGCUGCCUUUGCUGAUGACGGAGAAUGGCAGGAAACUGUACGUGAGGACCUGGGUGUGUGGCACGCUGCUGGGCUGGCUGUGGGUAAAUGUUUCCCCUUAACGCGCAAGGCAGUGGCUGCCACGACGAGACGCACAAAAGACAUGGGGAGACGGGGCCAUCCUGUAUCGCAACAACACAACGGGUGUUCCAGAUGCAGAGCAGUGUCUGAUAAGAGGCUCACAGGUUUAUCCCACGUGUCUGAUUCACUGUUGACCUUGACCUGAAAGCUGAAUAGGAAUACAGUGACAUUUUAUCCUGUUUGUGUUGUUUUCGCAUUAUUUGGAUCUGCAGCCUGACACGAUGAGAAAACAUGAAUGGAUUUGCUAAAGUAUGGGGUUUCCAAAAAAAAGACCAUUCAUCUCUAUUAUUAAAUAAAAUACAUGCAUACUUAUCUAAAUUAAUUUCCCGUUUCAUCAGAUUUAGCCAGAUUAGCUUCUUGCACGUUCACCUUGGCAUCACAGACUGGUCAGUCCUAAAACUCCUCAAAACAUUUAAAUAGAGUAAAGAUCAUUAUGUAUUAAGUGCACUGACUAAUUUAUAUCGGUUGUAUUGUCCUAAUGCCAAGUCUCUCGUCAGGAUUAUUAUGCACUUUGCUAAUUUAAAGCAAUGUUUUUACACUGGGGACAAAGUAAAUAGGAUGAAGCCCUCUAUUGGAGCUCAUGGACAUGACACCAGCUGCAUUGUUCAUAAAAACUCAGAUGAUUUGUUUUAUAUCGAUGACAUAUUUUUCUUUAUGCAUAAUUUAAAGGGUGACCUUUAAAUUUCUAACAACUUUAAUAUUUUUUUAGACAAACUGCAUUGUAUGUUUUUGAGCAGAGCCUUUGUCUCUGUACUCAGUGAGCUCCUAUGGAGGAAUGUAUUAAAAUCUAAACCAGUGUAAAAUGUUGAUAAGGGGUUAAACCCUGGAGAUGAUGGUCGUUGCCAAAGCCAGCUCUGUUGUCCAUGGUCUUUUUGUUCCAGCCCUGGAGACCGCAAAAGAAAAUAAGUGUUUGUUUUGUAUGUUUGGCUGUUUUUGCCUAAAAACAUUAUUAUUUUUAUAUAUAGUUUAAUUACUGUUCCAUUUACUUUUGAAUGCAUUUGUUCAUUGACGAAGUUACUCAGAUAAAAGUAUCUACCUUGCAAAAAGCUGACAAAGCCAUGUUAACAGUGUAUUACAGGUUACUCAAAGCCAUUUGUAUUAUUAACAUCAUUGUAUUGUGAAAUGCACUGUAUGUCCAUCGUUUACUGUAAUGAAACAUUGCAUUUUUUCACUUUACAUACUUGGCCUCUCAUCGUCAUGUCCUCAUGCGGAACGUACAGUUAUUCACAUUCUUCUUAAAUCAGCCUUGUCGGUCAUUUUAUAGGCAUUUUUACAGGAUCACACAAACUCAUCAGGAAACAAACUAGUCCGUAUUUAAAUGCGAACUGGAAUUGGAAAUCUGUGCCUUCUCUUUGGAGGAGUUGGUCCCCGGCGCUGUCACGGGGGCCAGGGUGGCUCUCUUUCACCAGGUGGCUGCAGCAGGCAGUCACUGUCUACAGUUCAUAGUGGCUUAUUUUGCUCUACGAAUGCAUUGAUUUACACUUUUUGAAGAUUAUUAUUAACUGAUGAAACCUUUAAUGUGUGCAAGUUAUGACAACUUGGGGUGUGAGAAUGAAAUAAAAUGGGUUUUCUUUA
Betta splendens (Siamese fighting fish) is the source of this 3321-nucleotide messenger RNA. RefSeq names its product 1-acylglycerol-3-phosphate O-acyltransferase 5 (lysophosphatidic acid acyltransferase, epsilon) (gene agpat5). Gene Ontology annotation, cellular component: endomembrane system; mitochondrion. The record is from RefSeq and is a predicted model, not a curated record. Gene Ontology annotation, molecular function: acyltransferase activity. NCBI's taxonomy places the organism in Eukaryota, Metazoa, Chordata, Actinopteri, Anabantiformes, Osphronemidae. The coding region runs from base 630 to 1727 and encodes 365 amino acids. The transcript is spliced from 8 exons.